Molecule: messenger RNA, 2147 nt
Organism: Beta vulgaris subsp. vulgaris (sugar beet)
Lineage: Eukaryota; Viridiplantae; Streptophyta; Magnoliopsida; Caryophyllales; Amaranthaceae
Product: heat shock cognate 70 kDa protein
Exons: 2
Coding region: 209-1882 (557 amino acids)
Biological process (GO): cellular response to unfolded protein; protein refolding
Cellular component (GO): cytoplasm
Molecular function (GO): heat shock protein binding; ATP hydrolysis activity; ATP-dependent protein folding chaperone
Source: RefSeq, a predicted model, not a curated record
UUUUCGGAGAAUCAUAAAAUAGCCAUAGAAUUUUGGAGAAAAAUACACAAAUGCCCUACAUUUGGAGAGAUUGUGCGAAAACGAAAAAGAGGUUUACCAGUUACUAGUUUAUCAUCUAAACGUUCAAUUAAAUUCCGAAUUGUGGAAAGCGCAUUGGAUUGUUAUCUCUUAUCUGCCCUCAUCACUUCCACGUUAAAGAAAGAAAGAAAUGGGGAUAAAGGAAGGAAAAUGGCCGGUGAUAGGAAUCGAUCUCGGGACUACCUACUCAUGUGUGGGAAUAUGGAAGCAUGGCCGGGUUGAAAUCAUCACCAACGACCUAGGGAACCGUACGACGCCGUCUUGGGUUGCUUUCAACGACAAUGAGCGUCUAAUUGGUGAAUCUGCAAAAUACCAGGCCGCAAUAAACUCCACCAACACCAUUUUCGAUGUGAAGAGACUUAUAGGUAGAAGAUUUAAGGAUGAUACAGUGCAGAAAGACAUGAAACUAUGGCCUUUCAAAGUUACUGCUGGUCAUGAUUUACAUAAAGGCAAGAAACCAAUGAUUAUGGUCACCUAUAAGGGUGAAAUGAAGCAAUUUCUUCCUGAGGAGAUUUCUGCCAUGGUGCUGAUGAAGAUGAAAGAUAUAGCCGAGGCUUUCCUUGGUACCAAAGUGAACAAUGCUGUUAUCACAAUACCGGCAUAUUUCAAUGAUUCCCAGCGUCAAGCUACUAAAGAUGCUGGAGCCAUUGCAGGGAUCAACGUUCUUCGUAUCAUCAAUGAGCCAACGGCUGCUGCUAUGGCUUAUGGUCUUGAGUCAAAGGCUAGCAGGAAGUCUAGUACAAAGAAUGUUUUGAUAUUUGAUCUUGGCGGUGGAACAUUUGAUGUCUCUUUCGUAAGUAUUAAAAAUGAAAAAUUCGAAGUGAAGGCUGUAAGUGGAAAUACCCAUCUUGGUGGAGGGGAUUUUGACAACAGAAUGGUUAGUCACUUUGCAGAGGAGUUCAAGAGGAAGCACAGUAGAGACAUAACUGGAAAUCCUAGAGCUCUUGGAAGGUUGAGAGCUGCUUGUGAGAGGUCGAAGAGGAUCCUAUCAUCAACUACUGAAACUACUAUUAUCGUUGAUUGCCUUUUUGAGGGUAUUGAUUUCUGUUCAAUUAUCCGUCGUUCCCUAUUUGAAAAGUUGAAUAUGGAUUUAUUCAGGGAUUGUGUGGAAACUGUUGAGAAGUGUUUGAGGGAUGCAAAUAUUCAGAAGUAUGAUAUUCAUGAGAUUGUCCUCGUUGGUGGGUCAACUCGGAUCCCCAAGGUUCAGGAAUUAUUGCAAGAUUUCUUUAAAGGGAAGAAGAUUUGCAAAAGCAUAAACCCUGAUGAGGCAGUUGCCUGUGGAGCUGCCAUCCAUGCUGCAAUGUUGUGUGGUGAAGCCAAGAAUAAGGAUUUCAUACUAGUUGAUGUCACCCCAUUAUCCCUUGGUGUUCGGCUUUGGUCUGGCAGGAUGCUGGUGGUUAUUCCAAGAAACACAGCCAUCCCCACAAAGAUGGAGGAGAUAACUGUUACUGCCUACGAUUACCAGACUUGUGCACGAUUUGAUGUAUACGAGGGUGAGAGACUCAUAGCCAAAGAGAACAACUUACUUGGCUCAUUUCGUCUCUAUGACAUUCCUCCGGAACCUCAAGGUGUAGCUAAUUUCAGAGUCUGCUUUUCCAUUAAUGCUGAUGGCAUCCUGGUUGUGACAGCAAGGCAGCGAGGUACCAGCAACCAGAAAAAAAUCAGCAUAACCAAUUACUUUGGAAGAUUGUCAAACAAGGAGAUUGAAGGGAUGGUGAAGCGAGCUGAGAAGUUCAGGGCUCAGGAUCAAGAGUAUGUGAAGAAUACUAAAGCUAGGAAUCAUUUGAAACGUGCGAGAAAUUGAGUGAUAAGAAGAUUGCAAGUAACCACAAUGAGAAGACGGAUGCAAUUCACAUGGCAUUUCAAGAGCAUUUGUGAGCUUUUUGUUUAAGAUGUCCAGGAAGUUGUUCAAGCAGAGACUUGGCUGCUACUUUCCAUGUCAGUGGUGGAAUCAAACAGAUUCGUUUUGUGGCUGUUAUUUCACUAAUUUUUCACUUAGAGCUCUCUAAAUGCUUGACAGUUCUCACACUAGUUUUUGGUUAAUACAAUGGUGCUUACUGUUAACUUAA